This is a messenger RNA of Emiliania huxleyi CCMP1516, 1143 nucleotides long. RefSeq lists its product as hypothetical. Gene Ontology annotation, biological process: nucleoside metabolic process. The record is from RefSeq and is a predicted model, not a curated record. Lineage: Eukaryota; Haptophyta; Isochrysidales; Noelaerhabdaceae. Bases 1 to 1143 code for a protein of 380 amino acids. Gene Ontology annotation, cellular component: cytosol. The transcript is spliced from 5 exons. Gene Ontology annotation, molecular function: methylthioadenosine nucleosidase activity; adenosylhomocysteine nucleosidase activity.
AUGCGCGCCAAGCUUGCCAAUCCCGCUCGCUUCGUCGAAGAAGCACUCGAAGAGCUGUGCGAGGUGCCGCUGAUCCCGGCGGCGCGGCGGCGUGUGCGCGGGUGCAUUGGCGGACUGCAGGUCGACGUGGUCACGGUGGGCAUCGGCGAGGUGGACGCGUCUAUCGCGUGCACCGCAGCCUGCCUCGACGAGUCGGGCCGGCCUCCGCUGGCUGUGCUGAGCGUCGGCUGUUCUGGCGCCCACCGUGCAGACCUCCUUCCCGGCGACGUGGUGCUGGGCAGCGCGGUCGUGCCUCUCGCCUGCCGAAUGGUGCGCGCAAGCGGCGAAUCGGAGCACGUCGGCCACCGCCCGGGCGUCGCCGAGCCUCCGCUGCCGGAGCUCCCGGCCAGCCCGCUGCUGCUGCGCACGGCGAGAGCGGCGGCGGCGGAGGUUGCGCCAUCGCUCCCGGCGUGGCCCGAUGGCGGCGGUCGAGAGCCGAGGCCUGUGGCGGUGCACGUGGGCAAGGUUGGCUCGACCGACACGUGGACGCAGCACGUGCCCGAGAUCGAGCGGCUGCACGCGACGCUCGGCACGGUCUGCGAGGAGAUGGAGGCGUACGCGGUCGCACGCGUCGGGCAGACCUUCGGUGCGCCGCUGCUGCCGGCUCCGGAGCCGCAGCACGCAGAGACGGGCGCGGGCGAGCAGCCGAGCAGCGUCGAGGAGAUGGCGGAGCUGCUCGGCGAGGAGAUGCGGGCGGGCAGGCCGCCGCCCACCUCCGUCACGAUCCUGUUUGGCCGGCCCGGAGCGGGCAAGUCGACGGUCGCAGACGCCGUGCUCGCGGCCGCCGAUGGCGGGGACGUCUUUGGCGAGGAUCUGGACGUGUGCGUGCCGCUCUGGAUGCGAGACAACUUUGCGCGCGGCGUCUACCCGACGCUGCCUCAGCGGCGCGCCUUCGCCCAGGCGGCCGACGCGCUGGCGGCGGAGCGGGUGGCGCAGCGGGAGGGGCACUUCUACAAGGCGCCCGCGGCGGCUGCCAGCGGCUCCGAAUGGGCCUUUGCCCCCGUGGACUUUGAGCACACCCUUCUCGACGGCAGCCGUCCGGUUGACGAGAAUGCUGCGAGAGUGCUCAAGGAGCUCUCGCUGGCGAAACAUUCGUGGAUGUAA